Messenger RNA from Daphnia pulicaria, 1959 nucleotides. Its product is annotated as guanine nucleotide-binding protein G(q) subunit alpha-like. Bases 644 to 1759 code for a protein of 371 amino acids. Lineage: Eukaryota; Metazoa; Arthropoda; Branchiopoda; Diplostraca; Daphniidae. Gene Ontology annotation, molecular function: G-protein beta/gamma-subunit complex binding; guanyl nucleotide binding; G protein-coupled receptor binding. The record is from RefSeq and is a predicted model, not a curated record. Gene Ontology annotation, cellular component: heterotrimeric G-protein complex; membrane. Gene Ontology annotation, biological process: phospholipase C-activating dopamine receptor signaling pathway; adenylate cyclase-modulating G protein-coupled receptor signaling pathway. The transcript is spliced from 12 exons.
UUCCGCGUUAUUCCUUUUAUAUUUCCCAUUUGUUCUCUUAUCUAGGUGCGUGGUUGUGUUAUCCUCCUUGAGUCUUCAUCGCCUUCAGGCAGCGACAACCUUAAAAAAAGAGCCGCCAAAGUCAAACACUUUCUCCGUCGAGAAGAACGCAGUUGUGACAGCGAGGACACCCAGGACUAAUAUUAGAAACGUAGCAGCAGUUAGAAUUUGACUUGGCGGAGCAGGUUCUCGGAUAUCUCGCAGACGCCGACAGCACGUUUUACUACAAACCGCACCUUAUCCGAAUACCGAAGUUCGAGCGUUCUUCAGUCGGCGGUCUGAUGAGAUGAGCAACAUCUGAGGCAUCCCAGCAACCGUAUGCGCAUUUGAAGGAGAAGAAUCUGAAAGUUGCGGAUCGCAAAUCCGAACUGUUACACGUAGGAAACAAAAAGACCAGUAACUGGAAGACGCAGUCUUCGACGAAAUGGCAACUGUUAAGGUUGCAGACACUUCAAGGUUGCCCGUACAAAAAGUAUUUAAAGUGCCAAAUAACGGUGUGUUUGUAUUCUGAAAUUUGUUGCUUGUAUUUAAAAGUGAUUGUAUUACUGGCAUAACUUUAUGGACGUAGAAAAGUGCAUCGAAAUCACCCUGUUGAUUAUUAGAAAUGGACUUGAAAACAUGCCCGGUUGUUCGUUGUCUAUUGGAUCGACUUUCGUGUUGCUUCCACUUACAGAAUGCGGAUGAUGGAGAACAUCCGCCAAUUCCGGUAUUAUGUCCUGCGAACGAUGUGAAACCCAAAAAGUCGCGGAUCAAGAUGGAAGUCAUCAUUCUUUUGCAAGGUACCGGAGGUUCAGGAAAAUCGACUUUCAUAAAACAGAUGCGCAUUAUUCACGGUGCCGGUUAUUCUGAAGAGGACAAACGAGAUUUUAUCAAAAUCGUCUAUCAAAACAUAUUCGUGGCUAUGCAGAGCAUGAUUCAGGCUAAGGAAAAAAUGCGUAUCCCUUACGGAGAAUCGCUUAACAAAAAAAAUGCUGAACUAGUGGAGUCAAUUGACUACAGAAUGGUCACAACUUUUGAAAGUCCUUAUGUCGAAGCCAUAUGGGAUUUGUGGCGGGAUGCCGGUAUUCAACAGUGUUAUGACCGGAGACGUGAAUACCAACUCUCAGAUUCUGCUAAAUACUAUUUAGAAGCGCUAGACCGUAUUGCCGCUCCGGAUUAUUUACCUACGGAACAAGAUAUUUUGCGCCUUCGUGUCCCCACGACGGGCAUCAUCGAAUAUCCAUUUGACCUGCAGGAGAUCCGCUUCAGAAUUGUGGACGUCGGCGGACAGCGAUCCGAGCGACGGAAAUGGAUUCACUGUUUUGAAAACGUCACUUCCAUCAUCUUCCUCGCAGCACUAAGUGAGUUUGAUCGAAAUCUUUUCGAAUCAGAUAAAGAAAACCGGAUGAAAGAAUCCAGAGAUUUAUUCCACACCAUCGUCACCUACACGUGGUUCCAGCACUCGUCAGUCAUCCUGUUUUUGAACAAAAAAGAUCUUCUAGAAGAGAAGAUUGUUCAUUCUCAUUUGGUUGACUACUUCCCGGAAUAUGAGGGACCAAAACGUGAUGCCAUUGCAGCUCGGGAGUUUAUCUUGCAGAUGUUUCUCAACAUAAAAAUUGAUUAUGAAAAAAUCAUCUACUCCCACUUUACGUGCGCUACAGACACUGAGAAUAUUCGAUUCGUAUUUGCCGCCGUUAAGGAUUCCAUACUACAGUAUAUUUUACUCAACGACUAUAGCUAGGCGACCAUCAACAACAAAGCAGUAUGACAUAUCUUUACGGCAAACCAAUUCUCAGCUUACUAUUUUUGGUGCAGGUAGGACUACUUGUUGUUGCCACAAAUCCAUCAGCAGUUAACGCUGCGCACUUGACGAAUUUCAAUGGAAAUGUCGUUCGUGAAACUUGUCCAGAAGAUUAUUCUCCAUGUAGUUGCUCUGUGGCC